ACGGAGCGGAGCGUGACGUAGAAGGAAGAAGACGCCAUUAGAGGGAGCGGGGCGAGCGGCUGGGCCAAGUGCCCCGGUUCCAUCCCAGGCUCUCCUCGCGGCGGCCCCCCUUCGGUCCCCGCAUCCCCGGGCUCUCCUCGCGGCGGCUUCCCCGCCGGGGUCGGUGUCCGGCUGCGCCGCGGAUGUGAGGCCGGGGCCCGGCGAGCGGGCGGGUUCGCUGCGGAUGGCGGCGGCGGCGGCGGGUUCCGGCGCGGGGGGAGGCGGCCGGAGCUUCUCCUUCAAGGUGGUGCUGCUCGGGGAGGGCUGCGUGGGGAAAACCUCCCUGGUGCUGCGCUACUGCGAGAAUAAGUUCAACGACAAACACAUCACCACCCUGCAGGCAUCUUUUCUAACAAAGAAGCUAAAUAUUGGAGGAAAAAGAGUAAACCUUGCAAUAUGGGAUACAGCUGGUCAAGAAAGAUUCCAUGCACUGGGUCCAAUUUACUACAGAGAUUCUAAUGGAGCUAUUUUAGUAUAUGAUAUAACAGAUGAAGACUCUUUUCAGAAGGUAAAAAACUGGGUCAAGGAAUUAAGAAAAAUGUUGGGAAACGAAAUCUGUUUAUGUAUAGUGGGUAACAAAAUAGACUUGGAAAAAGAGAGGCAUGUUUCAGUUCAAGAAGCAGAAACGUAUGCAGAAUCAGUGGGAGCAAAACACUAUCAUACUUCAGCCAAACAAAACAAAGGAAUUGAAGAACUCUUCCUUGACCUCUGUAAAAGAAUGAUAGAAACUGCUCAAGUGGAUGAAAGAGCAAGAGGCAAUGGUUCCAGCCAGUCAGGAGCUACAAGGCGGGGUGUACAGAUUAUUGAUGAUGAGCCACAAGCACAGAGCAGUGGAGGGUGCUGUUCUUCUGGAUAACUGUAUAAAACUGUGGAUUAUUGCCCCCUCAACAUGAAGACUGCCAUAUUUCAAGUCCUGCAUUCUUUACCAAUGGAAUAAUAGAAUUAACAGUAUUGAAAAAUAUCUCUUAUAACACUGCAGAGACCUCAAGUGCUAAACUAGUGGAGUCUGAGACCAGAGAAUUGGCAUUUUCUACAGUGUUUAACAAAGCAAUUACCAAUGGCCUUUUUACAUAUAUUUCUUGAAUGAGGAAUAAUAUGCAUGUAGAAAAGACCUACUUAAAGGCAUCAUUUAUAUUCUUUUAAAUCAGAUCAUUAUUUAAUAACUUAUAUACACUGUUAGAAUGGUAUACAUUUUUGCAGCUGUUUGUAUUUUGUGGUAGAUUCAACUGAUCACUUCUAAACUGUAAACUAUUUUUUUUUCUGAAUUAGAUACCGGAACUUUUUUUUUUUUUUGCAGGGCUUGCACAAGCCCAUAACUGUCAACUACUUUGAUAUACUAUAUAUCCAGUCUGUAUGCCAAGCUGGCAAAAUACAUUGUAAAUUACAUAUUAAAUAUUUUAUCUGCUUUUUCAAGUGCAGGUGCAGAA
This is a messenger RNA of Dermochelys coriacea (leatherback sea turtle), 1466 nucleotides long. RefSeq names its product RAB21, member RAS oncogene family (gene RAB21). The record is from RefSeq and is a predicted model, not a curated record. Lineage: Eukaryota; Metazoa; Chordata; Testudines; Dermochelyidae. Gene Ontology annotation, biological process: Rab protein signal transduction. The coding region runs from base 224 to 895 and encodes 223 amino acids. Gene Ontology annotation, molecular function: GTPase activity; GTP binding. The transcript has 7 exons.